AUGUAUCCAUUUCUUUGUUCAUCUCUCUCUUUCUUUCUCUCUGGCUUUCAUUUUAUCUUCAAAAUGUAUCCAUUUCUUUCUUUCUUUCUUUCUUUCUUUCUUUCUUUCUUUCUUUCUUUCGUCUCUAUUCUCUCUUCAAAAUGUAUUCUUUUCUCUCUCUCUCCAUUCUUCAAUAUUCUUCUUCUCUUUCAUACUUCCCUCUCUUUCUCGUCAUUAUUCUAUCUUCAAUAUCUUUCUCUCUCCCUCCCCGCCCUCUCUCUAUCCAUCUAUCUUUCUUACAGUCUCAUUCUGUGGGACACCUCACUCUCUGUAUAUUUCUCUCUCUCUCUCUCUCUCUCAUUCUUUCUCUGCCUCUCUAUAUUUCUCGCUAUUAUCUUUACCGCUAUCUCUUUAUCUCUUUCUCUUUCUCAAGCUGUCUAUCUCUCUAUAUCUCACCCAGCCGGAGAAUGUUACCUCUCUCCUUAUCAUUCUCUCUAUUCAUCUAUUUCUUUUUCUGUCUCUCUCUCUCUUUCUUCCUUCAAUCUUUCUCUCUUUUGCUCUCUGUCUCUUUAUCUCUUACUAUCACUAUUUUUAUCUGUCUUUCUCUUAAUCUUUUUCUUGCUUUUUCUGUCUGUCGAUCUCUCUGUCUCUCUCUUUGAAAUCUUCCAUCUUUCUCGCUUCUUUAAUAUCCUUUGUUCUCGUCUUAUUUUCUCUCUCUCUCUUCUUCGUCUAUCUGUCUCUCUCAAUCUAGCUAACCAUUUAUUUAUUUCUUAA
This is a messenger RNA of Acanthosepion pharaonis, 753 nucleotides long. The record is from the annotation of a GenBank genome assembly. NCBI's taxonomy places the organism in Eukaryota, Metazoa, Mollusca, Cephalopoda, Sepiida, Sepiidae.